Molecule: messenger RNA, 1706 nt
Organism: Aspergillus glaucus CBS 516.65
Lineage: Eukaryota; Fungi; Ascomycota; Eurotiomycetes; Eurotiales; Aspergillaceae
Product: BTB/POZ domain-containing protein
Exons: 3
Coding region: 236-1282 (348 amino acids)
Molecular function (GO): protein binding
Source: RefSeq, a predicted model, not a curated record
AUUCUCGUUGAUGGCUACAAUAGUCAAGAUAGCAAUUCAGUUCGUUAUUAUCUUCUAUUCCGAGCCCGUGACAAACACACCAAUAACCAUACACGUCACUAAUAACUACUCGUGACUCUGCCUUUCGUGUCCAAUUCUAUCUGGGAUAUAUAUUUUCUACUUUGCACAUAAUCUCAACUUCAAAGCGCCUCACCUGCUUCCAGCUUUCUUUCUUCAUUGACGUAUCCUGCCAAAAAUGAAUAUCGAACAAUCAGCGGACGAUACAUUAGAUAUCGAAGAGUUCGACUAUGCUGGGGAUGUUGUUCUCAUCGUGGAAGGCGAAUCUCCAAAUGCUGCAAAAUUCCUCGUGUCGUCGAAGGUUCUUGGGCUUGCUUCCCCUGUAUUUGCAGCACUUUUUUCGCAAAAUUUCUCCGAAGGUGGCCAAAUAAUUGAAGGCAACCGCCCUGAAAUCAUGCUUAGGGAUGAUGAUCCAGCGGCUAUGCGAAAAAUAUUAGGAAUCCUCCAUUACAAGGGCCCUGGGGAUGAGAUGGAUGCCAAGAUGCUUGCUGCCCUUGCAAUUCAUUGCGACAAGUAUAAUUGCAUCAGGGCCCUCAGACCGUGGAUUGAAAUUUGGCUCACAAGCAUUGGAUCUAUGAAGGCCACUGAUGAUUACGGCCCUUUACUGUUAGCUGCUCAUUUUUUUCGAAUGCCAGAGUCGUUUGCUUUGGUAUCUUCAAACGCUCAGAAGGACCUUACUCCAGACGUUGUGUUGACGUGGGAGGUACACGAACAUUUGAAUUUGUUACCUCAUUGUGUGAUAGAUGACUUGAUAGAUGGUAUCGAACGAUUACUGGGGUACCUGCAUAGUGAAGUACAGUCUGUUGAAGGUCUUAUCAGGGAAUGCAAAGCGCGUUACGUGAUUGAAGGCCUUGACUGCUUUCGUUGUGGGCGGUCACACCCCGCACAAGCCAAAAAGUGUCAUCCCUGCAACAACACCGAACUACACUCCAAGCAUUGUACCGUUGACUCCAGGGUGGCAGACUAUUUUGCAAUAUUAAGGCAUUCCGAACUUUGGCCCUCAGUAAUUCCAUUCCAGAAAUUCUCGGUGUCAGAUCUAGCAUUCGGGAUUUCUUGCGCCAACAACGACCUCAAGCACAGCUGCGGAGCAUGGAGGUGUCCUCUCAAGCAAGAACUGGACAGAUUAAAUCAAGGAGUGCAAAAGAUGGUCAAGGAAAUUAGAGGGUUUUCUCUCUAUCCUCUUCAUGAGAAUUUGAUCGAUUCUGGUGAUAAGCAGCUGAGUUAAUUCAAUCUGGAAGAAAAUAAUACAUAGCCCCUCCUGGGAGCCGUUUUACAUUUCGGAUCUAAUUUCGUUUAAUAUACCCAACUGGAGAUCUUUGAAGAACAUUGUGGCUCUGGCGACAGGUUUCGUGCAAGCCAAGGGACGGGUCACGCUGUGGAGAAAGAUGUUUCUGUGGAGGAGAUUGAGAAGACAGAGAUUAAUGGCCAGAAACUAUAGGGUCUCGGUACGGCUCAGUCGGUAUGGGAAUUUCUGUCGCAGCAUGGAAAGACCGGGUUUCCUCUUUUCAAUGCGGUGCACGGCAUUAUCGAGGGGUCAUCGGUGGACGAUCUCCCAAAGCUGCUGCAAUGAGCUUCGACUAUACGGGCAUAGUAGAGCGAUGUAUAUAUUUUCAUUUAAUGCAACUAAAUAAGCAUGACGUCACUGCAUC